AUGGCCUCUAAAUCCCGAAAUCUCUUCACUCAAGUCGCUCCUUGCAUCACACUAUCCCUCAGCCUCACGCAUGCAUCACCUUCACCUUUUCGCUAUCGCCGGGACGCGUUUGAUUCAGAAGAUGUAGAAGACGAGGAGGUAAACCGGAGGCAGGACAGCACUACCAAUUCGCCUGAUGUUACAAACUCUCCUAGUACAACAUCGUCAACCUCAACAACCUCAACGACGUCACCACCGACUUCGUCGCCCUUUGAUUCCGCCAGCAUCCUCGUAGAUGCUGGUACCAGUUCUGUCUUCGUCUCCUCAACUACAAGCAUCUCUAUCACCUCCGCGUCCAUAUCUGCAAUAUCCAUCAACAACUCUAUAGCCACGCAGUCGUCAGUCACAGUACGAGCAUCCGGCUCAGCAAUCGACCCAGUGCCCACCAGAGUUUUUCCCGUCAUCGCUUCAUCAUCCGGUUCUUCACCCUUGACCAAAGUCGCGGUGAUUGCUAGUAUCAUAUUGGGGUUGCUCGUCCUGGCGGGAUGCUUCCUGUACUGGCGAAGACGGCGGCGGUUCCUCCGCGAGGAAGAAAAAGGGCGGAUUGAAGCACCGUUCGGCGUCCCUCCGCAGCUGCUCAUCAACACAGCACCGAACCAGUCUGGCAUCCAGCCGUACGUCUUCGCACCGACGUCCGCCAACUCCUACCUCUCACCCCAGAGCUCGACGACGCUCCUCAUGAAGCCGAGCUCGAAGGAGCUCGCGUUGAUGGCGGCGAACAAUAACAACAACUCGCCGUCGUCGGCCAACCCGCUUCUUUCGCCUGGAUUUCAGCAGCAAAGCUUGCUGGAGCAGCUGAACGCGCUGAAGGAGCACAUUCGACAUGUGGAAGCGCAGGUGGCACGCAAUGGAACGAUAAGUAAUGAAGCGUCUGGCACGCAGGAUAAUUCGGAGCCCCCACCGGAAUAUGUCGCUAUGGCAUACGAUAGAACAAGGACAACAGAGAAGAGCAGGACAUAG
Cyclocybe aegerita is the source of this 999-nucleotide messenger RNA. The record is from the annotation of a GenBank genome assembly. Lineage: Eukaryota; Fungi; Basidiomycota; Agaricomycetes; Agaricales; Hemipholiotaceae.